This is a messenger RNA of Vairimorpha ceranae, 339 nucleotides long. RefSeq lists its product as hypothetical. NCBI's taxonomy places the organism in Eukaryota, Fungi, Microsporidia, Nosematidae. The transcript has a single exon. The record is from RefSeq and is a predicted model, not a curated record. Bases 1 to 339 code for a protein of 112 amino acids.
AUGAAAUUAAAAUUUUUUUCUAAAAUAAGCAGACUUAAUAAGAUUAUCCAGGUUUAUGAAGCCGCAAUAAGUAAAGGUAGGAUGAUCACCAAUCCUACUUCAACACAAGAUACAAUUGCAGGUAAAACAUGGUUUAUGAGAGGAAUUGAAAAAGAAAGCGACAAUUUCUUUCUUAAAAUUAUUCCAAAUAGAUCGGCCAAUAUAAUAAUGAAUCUUUCUAAUAUUUAUAAUGAAAAAGAAACCAUUAUAAGAACAGAUGGUUUUGCGUCGUACAGAUCAGCAGUUGUAGAUUUUGGUUUAUCAACAAAAAGCAACCCAUACUAUGAGAUUUACAAAUGA